This is a messenger RNA of Gilbertella persicaria, 615 nucleotides long. RefSeq lists its product as uncharacterized. The transcript has 4 exons. The coding region runs from base 1 to 615 and encodes 204 amino acids. The record is from RefSeq and is a predicted model, not a curated record. Lineage: Eukaryota; Fungi; Mucoromycota; Mucoromycetes; Mucorales; Choanephoraceae.
AUGUCUGAAUAUUCUAUCAAUACAAAAGGAACUGCAGCUACUGUUUUAUCAGAAGAAAUAAGUCAUAAAAGGUUUAUUACUGUUUGGAAUCGUAAAACACAGUUUGAUGAUGGUCGAGUAGUCGAGUGGGAUGUGGUUGGACACAACACACCUUAUCCUACGUUUGUUGUUGUCUUUACGUUUGAUACAAAGACAAAAACAACCUCGAUAUUAAAAGAAUAUGCUCAAGGCACAAAUGAAAUGAAAUAUACAUGUGUAGCAGGAUCCUUUGAUAGAAGAAAGCAUCAAAAUAUCUUACAAGCUGCUCAACAUGAGCUCUCUGAAGAAGCUCAACUAAAGCAAGGCGAAUGGAUCAAUUUAUUGCCUCAAGAUCACUCGCCUGAUGGUAUUAGUGAACUCAAAUGGGGCAGAAACAGAUUUAUUCCUUACCUUUGCUUGAAUCCUAUCAAAGACGAUACACCUAUGGAACGUGAUGCAGAAGAAUACAUUCAAGUAGUGCAUCAUGUACCUAUUCCUGAUCUCAAACAAUUUAUUACUCGAGCAGAAAUGAUGCUUCCUUCUGUGCAGACGUGUUGGAUGGCUUUAGAAUAUUUAAGAGAGCAUAAUUUACUUUAG